Carassius carassius (crucian carp) is the source of this 2590-nucleotide messenger RNA. Its product is annotated as potassium voltage-gated channel subfamily F member 1-like. Gene Ontology annotation, molecular function: voltage-gated potassium channel activity; protein binding. Gene Ontology annotation, cellular component: voltage-gated potassium channel complex; membrane. The transcript is spliced from 2 exons. The record is from RefSeq and is a predicted model, not a curated record. The coding region runs from base 986 to 2470 and encodes 494 amino acids. Gene Ontology annotation, biological process: protein homooligomerization; potassium ion transmembrane transport. Lineage: Eukaryota; Metazoa; Chordata; Actinopteri; Cypriniformes; Cyprinidae.
CUAGUGGCUAAUGUGAUCCACCUCUUUCAGAGAAUAAAGCCGCCGGUGUCCAGAAUAAAAGUAAAUAAAUCCUUUCAUUCCAGUAGGCUAAUCAAAACUAGCAGAUUUUGAAACGUACCUUAAAAUAGAAAGUAAUUUCUAAUCUGUAUUACUAAAAUAUAAAUAUUCCAAAACUGCUUGAUAUUUUAUGUUGAAGUUAUUGGGAUGAAAUAAACAUUAUCGACACUUUAAAAAAGUGAAAAAUUAUAUGUGUUAAAAAAAUUGACUGAUAAAGAUAAAGAUACAAGCAGCGUGUGGACUACAAAAGUGAGUCAGGUAUUCCAGUGUUAUCACCUGGCACGACUUGUUGCCUUGCAGUUUUCACUUUUCAACACUAGAGUGGGAUAUUUCAAUACAACAUUGAGCUGCUGCGUGUGCUAACGCACCGCUGGACUACUGCUGUUUGACACAAACCACAAGAGUAACUUACCAAAGGGCGUUCUAGUGUGCAUUUAUUUGUACUGAGUGGAUCGAGAAUGCAGUGUUUUUCAAAAGAAAAGCUUACGUUUGGUCGAAUUUUACAUUCGAAACAUUUCUAUAAUUGAAAUAAUAGGCUAUAAGAAACUGUAUGAGUGUAAAAAAAAGUUUAAGAAAGUGCGAUUGACAUGAGAUGUUAAGUUGUAUUUUUAAAUGAACCCUUAUCAGUUAUAACCACAGUAAGAGAGUAUAUGUUUUAUGACUGCCUGAGUUGCAGCCUGUCCCUGGUCCUUCAAUCUGAAAACAAUUUAUGACUCUCCACCCCUCCCAUCACGCCUGCUCCAUCCCUACACACACAAACACACACACAAACACACACACACACACACCUUAGUUCUGCUCAUGUCACCCGUCUUUACUCAAGUUGCGCUCUUUCGGAUUUAUUCUGCUCUACACGCGGACAUCAUGCAGCUGAAGUCAGAAGCUUUUCAGGACUUUCUUCACAGGUUUUGAUCCAAACAUAUUUGACAUGUGGGAGUUCCCGAGGACUCGUUACGCGGACAGUAACGGCUCCGGGGCGAGUGAGGAGACGGAGAUUGCUGUGAAUAUCGGUGGUGUCAAGCACAUUCUCCACGGGGACGUGCUGAACCGAUAUCCCGAGACGCGUUUGGCGGAGCUGGUGAACCGAGCAACGGAUUCCACACAUGAAGAUCUCUGCGCGCUCUGUGAUGACUAUGACGACUUAAAGAGAGAGUUUUACUUCGACAGAGACCCAGAGGCCUUCAAAUGCAUUCUAGAGCUAUAUUACUACGGAGAGAUUCAUAUAAAGCGAGGAAUCUGUCCCAUGCGCUUCAUGAGAGAGAUGGACUACUGGGAGAUAGACGAGGAGUAUCUAGAUGAAUGCUGUAUAAGCAGUUUAAAUGAGGUGCAAACCGAGCUGGCAGAAAUAGCAGAGAAGGUCAAGACCAUCCUGGACGACCUGGAGGAUGAUGUGAGGGUCACUAGAGGUCAGAAGUGUCAAGCGCUCCUGUGGAAACUCAUGGAGAAACCAGAGUCAUCUUUAGCCUCGCGCGUAAUCGCAGUGGUGUCGUUCGCGUUGAUCCUGCUCUCUUCUGUGGUCAUGUGCGUGGGAACCAUCCCGGAGCUGCAAGUGCAAGAUGCCCAGGGCAACCUCGUGGAACACCCGACCCUUGAGUCCAUCGAGACGGCUUGUAUCAUCUGGUUCACAGUGGAAUACAUUUUGCGUUUCCUGUCCUCUUCGAACCAGUUGCGCUUUGUGUUUUCCUUCAUGAAUAUAAUAGACUUUCUAGCCAUCAUGCCGUUCUACGUGGUUUUGAUUCUUACGCAUUUGGGCACUGCAAUCAUGGAGCUCGCCAAUGUCCAGCAGGCAGUACAGGCGUUGCGGAUCAUGCGCAUUGCGCGCAUUUUCAAACUCGCGCGCCACUCAGCAGGUCUGCAAACGCUUACAUUCGCACUCAAAAGCAGCUUGAAAGAGCUGGGUCUGUUACUGAUGUACAUGAGCGUGGGGAUUUUCCUGUUUUCCGCGCUGGGGUAUACAUUGGAGCAGAAUCACCCGGAGACCAUGUUCACCAGCAUCCCACAGUCCUUCUGGUGGGCUAUCAUUACCAUGACCACUGUGGGUUAUGGAGACAUCUAUCCUAAAACAACACUGGGCAGGUGUAACGCGGCGGUCAGUUUUCUAUGUGGUGUAAUAGCUAUAGCGUUGCCAAUCCACCCGAUUAUAAACAACUUCGUCAUUGUUUACAGUAAGCAACGUGUGCUAGAAACCGCUGCCAAACAUGAGAUCGAACUCAUGGCGUUACGCGCGCAGGAGGAAGCGCAGGAGUGUCCGGAGGCUGGAAGAACAGCUUCGGAUGGCAGCAGCUCGGUGUGGGAUAGCGCUGCUGUGAGCGCGACCAAGAGUGACACAUAUAUCCCGUUACUUGGUGAUCAGACAAAUGUGUCCAAAGGCUCACCUGCCCACAAAUGCUCGAAUAACUACUGUACAGAGUGAUUUGCGCUUGUCCUCAAUACUUCAGAAUAAUAAACUAACUCGGAAACAGAAAGAAUCAAUAUGAACAGCACACUGUGAUUACAGUAUGGAAAUCUAUCUAUCUAUCUAUCUAUCUAUCUA